Molecule: messenger RNA, 2619 nt
Organism: Ruditapes philippinarum (Manila clam)
Lineage: Eukaryota; Metazoa; Mollusca; Bivalvia; Venerida; Veneridae
Product: integrin alpha-4-like
Exons: 11
Coding region: 871-2619 (582 amino acids)
Biological process (GO): integrin-mediated signaling pathway; cell adhesion mediated by integrin; cell-matrix adhesion
Cellular component (GO): integrin complex; external side of plasma membrane
Molecular function (GO): integrin binding
Source: RefSeq, a predicted model, not a curated record
UUUUAUCUAUGUAUACGUAACAUGCAGUUGUCUAAAAGGUUAUAUGAGUUAUUACGAAAAAAUUCCAACGUAAAAAAUGAUCAAGAAUAGGUGAUCCGGUAACAAUACACUUGUGCAGACGAUUCUAGGCAUAUUGGAAAUAGUUUAAAGAAGCUGAUUAGACAGUUUAAUUACUCGAGUGUCUUAUUUCGGAAUUUUCAAUAUUUUUGGCAGACGUUCUCUUGUGUUUCGAAUGAGGACUGUAUAUGUUUAUAUGUAUAUUUUGUUUACUUGAGAUCAAUAUAAGAUAUUGAAAGCGUGUUAUUUAAUGCGCAGUAAUUGUUUGCGUUAAUAUAUACAAUGUACUGCAUCGGCUUUAUAAUUAUACCUUACUAUUAAAUGUAGUGCAGUGAUAGUCUGGCGUGUAAAACCACCAAUGUUGUUGCUUUAACUUUCGAUGUACUUGAUUAAAUUCUGAUAUAAAGCAGAUAUGUAAGUUAUACCUGUGUAAUAUAGUUACAAUUUAAUGCAAGGUGGUUUAUUUAUACUUAUAUAAAACGACUGUUUAAAGUCCUUGAAUCUAGGUUAAAAAUUUCAUACUUGACAUUAGAAAAAGGAACGCGACAAUAUUUGGAUUACGGAUAAAAUGUAAACAAGCGGGGGCUUAAAGUCGAUGCGAGUUUAACGUUUUUGGAUAUUUUAAUAUCUGGUAAGGGUGUAUAUAUGUCAUAGUUGGAGUACCCGAUGUAUUAAUAUCAAACGUGACACAGUUUAUGAAAUAUUUUUACCCAGGUUGGAUUACAACUACACAAAAGUAAAGCUGCGAUUUUUAUGAAACUUGAUGUAUUUGGAUAUUAAAUAAACGUAAUUAAAAUACGUGUAUGUUUGGAUAUGAAUGAAAAAUUGUUUGAAAUUGAAUUUUGUGACGGCUGUGAUGCGGUGAAAAAUAGCUCAAAAGUUAAAAAGAGUGACCCACGUGAUACGGUGUUAAUUAAUUCCACCAUAAUGUGUUCAAAGUCAUUUUCAGGUCUAUUACCAUUCCGAUGCUAUAGCUCUUUCGUGGUGGUUAAAUUAAUGCUUUAUUUAACGCUGUUUCAUUCAAUAAAUGGAUUUAAUCUGGACACUGAUAGUAGAAUAGAACUUGAUGGACCUAAUGCCGGAAGUUACUUUGGCUACACAGUCGCCAUGCUGAACAUAAGUGACCAAAAUAGAUGGAUUUUACUAGGUGCUCCUAAAGACAACAGCCACUUUCUUCCUGAUGCAGAUAGACCCGGUGCUAUAUAUAAAUGUACUUUUACCUCAGACUUCAGUAGUCGCAGCUGCGAGGAAUUGUUUAUUGAUGACAAAACCGAAGGUGAUUCGGCACAGUUUAACGGCAAGAAUAGAAUAUUUACACAUGGUAGAGACGGUCAAUGGCUGGGAGCUUCUCUUGAUGUUAAUAAAGACGCAGGCAUUGUGACAUGCGCUAAUCGCUGGUAUAACAAACAAUUUGAAGUUGCUCAGAUCUACUACAUGAAUGGACUGUGCUAUGAAAUACCUCUAGAUUUCAACAAAAACAACAUCAAGAAGAUCCCCGGGCUUGUUGGGCUUGACAAGCAAACAAUGACUGAUCCCAGAACAAACAUUACAAAACUCAAUUAUGGUAUGGGCGCUCUAGGUUCAUCCGUACACUAUUCAAGUAAGGGAAAAGAUUUAUUAUUAGGGGCCCCGGGCUUGUGGUAUUUUACAGGCGGCUUUAUAGACCUGCACCUUUCUGAUGCAUUGAUUACAGAGAACAUAAAACCACCCACAGAGAGGAACGAAAUGGCGGGAUAUGCAAUAACAAGUGGGCAAUAUUUUGGCGGGGAUUUUAUCAUGUUUGCUAUAGGAGCGCCACGAGAUCAUCUUACUGGGAAGGUAUUCCUGUAUGGGUCCAAUCGAGGUGAAUUCAUCCUUGAAGACCCUGAUCUUACAUUGAAUGGCUCAGAAGUGAUUGAGAUUCCAGUGAAUGGCUACUUUGGGGCUACUCUGUGUACAGUUGACGUGAACAAUGACGGACUGGACGAUCUCCUGGUCGCGGCACCAUUUUACAGUAAAGGUGAACGCGAGGAAACCGGAGUUGUUAUUGUAUAUCUUGGACAAAAUUCCAUGACAUUUCAACCUAUGACAUACACAUUGACCGGAAGUGACAGUUCUGGUGCGCGAUUUGGCACUGCAAUGGCUAGUUUAGGAGAUAUAAAUAAAGACAAGUAUAACGAUAUAGUGAUUGGCGCUCCCUAUGAGGAUGACCUGAGAGGCGCCAUCUAUAUAUAUAAUGGUUGUAAAACCGGUGUGUGGCCUCAUUUUUCACAAAGAAUUGCGGCAGGCUCUUUUCGCGAUGAACUCAGGUCGUUUGGAUUUUCUUUCUCUAAAGCUGUAGAUAUGGACAAUGAUGAAGUCAAUGAUAUUGCAGUAGGGGCAUACCUCUCUGAUAAAGCAUACAUACUGUUCGGUCAAUCUGUAAUCAACAUAGAAAUUUCACUAGUGCCAAGUGUCAGCCAGAUAGAUAAAGAUACCACACAGUUAUGUCCAUCUACAUCUCGUACAGAUGUCGUACCUUGUUUCAGGGCCAAUGUUUGCUUUUACUACAGCUACAGGCAAUUCAACACUAUUGGUAAUUGA